AUGUUCUCGAAUCUACCAUUUUGGUUGAUCAAUAUUGUAACAUUAAUCCUCCUAACUAGUCCAUUGUUUUUGCUUUUACCUUAUCUUCUCGUAUUAUUCUUUAUAUUUGUUAUUCCUCUAUUAAUUUUCUUUCUCUAUUGUUAUUUUUCUCUACAACGAUCUCAAAGUCCAAUUCAAGCGUUUGAAAAUAUCGUAAUUGCUCAUCGUGGCGGUCAUCCAUUAGUAUUAUCAAAUGAAGUUGAUGAUUUUCCUGAAAAUACCAUUGCUGCGUAUCGAUGGGCAUCGAAGAUGAAAGGUGCCAAUGGAAUCGAAUUAGAUGUUUGGUUAAGUCGCGAUCAUAUUCCUAUGGUUAGUCAUGAUGGUUAUUUGGAACAUACAUUUGCUAAUUGUCGUGAAUUUAUCUCAUCGUUAACAUGUGAACAAUUGAAACAAUUAAAAUAUUGGAAAAAAAAUAAACGAGAUAUCUAUGAUCAAAUUGGUUGUGAAACAAUCCCAACUCUAGAAGAGGUUAUCAUCUUUUUAGAACCAACGAAACUUAAAUUAAUGAUUGAAAUUAAAGAAACACGUAAAAUUUCGGAAAUGACAAAGAUUGUCAAUGAUCUCUACGUUCGAUAUCCAUAUUUGUAUGAACGUGCUUACUGUGCUGCUUUUCAUCCAUACAAUCUCUAUUCAAUUCGUCGUCUCAAUCCGCGCAUAACAACAGCAUUUCUGUUCGUGCCAGAUAUAACUAAAUAUUUAAUUCGAAACGCAAGUCAAACUCCUCAUCCGUUUCCGAAAGUUUUCAUUGACAAUGUUUUACUUCGAUGGAUCAUCGAUUCAAUAAUGAUGUGGUUCGGCACACCGACUGGUUUAAAAUUUCUCGGAGCAGAUCUAGCUUGUGUUGAACAACGGCAAGUAUCACAAAACUUCUUGGAUGAAUACAAAAAUCAACGUAUGAUUGUUUGUGCGUGGUGUGUCAAUGAACGUGAACAAUACCAAUGGUUAAGAGCAAAUGGUGUAUCGAUCAUUACUGAUACGCUUUUCGACAUCGAUGAUAAAUAA
This is a messenger RNA of Adineta ricciae, 1041 nucleotides long. The record is from the annotation of a GenBank genome assembly. Lineage: Eukaryota; Metazoa; Rotifera; Eurotatoria; Adinetida; Adinetidae.